Molecule: messenger RNA, 1686 nt
Organism: Penicillium concentricum
Lineage: Eukaryota; Fungi; Ascomycota; Eurotiomycetes; Eurotiales; Aspergillaceae
Exons: 4
Coding region: 1-1686 (561 amino acids)
Source: RefSeq, a predicted model, not a curated record
AUGGAUCACUUGUACGAGCGUGAUAUGCACGAGCACUGGAAGAACAGCCUCAUGGGCGUGCAAUUCUGGGAACAUGCGACAAGACAGGCUGAGAGACUUGCUGAAAUUGAGAGACAAGCCCUAACCACCAGACCGACUGGUCAAUUGCCUCAGAGCCCUGCUCAGUCGCCUUCAAAGAACCGUGUUCAGACUACAGUCGCGAGCUCUCCUGAGAAGAGUCCAACCAAGAGUGAAACAAGCCAGAGUCCAAUUAAAAGUCGCUUCCAACUCUCUCAGCUUGCUUCUUUCAAUAGUCUCCGACUCCGAAGUAUCAUUCAUCCCUCCCCGGCAGAGACUGAUACCACAACAUCACCCACGAAGAGUCAGAAGAGUUCAAAGCAAGGUAGCUUGCAUCUUCCAAAACUGCCUUCCUUUAAGAAUCUCAGUCUCAAGCGCCGGGGCCCAAUCCUUGCGUCGACUUCUGGAAUUAUUCAAGCUGAGAAGACUGCCCGUCCAUCUAUCCUGUCUCCUUCCACUUUCCUCCCUCCUGAGCGUCCUGAAUCUCCUAUUCCUCCCAUCCCCAAAGCUCCCCGUCCUGCUUUUCGUUCCCUCUACAGAGGACCUUCUGCUACCAAUCUGGAUAUUGCACCCCCCAGCGCUCAUGAGGGCUCUCAACCUUUUACGACAGUGGCUCCUAGCUAUAUUAGCAAUGCCAGCUUUCAAGAGUGGCUCGAUCGAGAGAGCGAUACUCAUCCCGAAACUGAAACCUCUCCUCACUCAUCUCGCAUCAGCUUGAUGGCCUACCUCAAUAAGGGCAGCUCUUGGGAUAACAUCCCUCGCACCAAUUCAGUUCUAGAACUGAACAUGUUUUUCGAUGCUCUCAAGGUCCAUCCCAAGAACCUUGUUGAUCUCGACAAUGAUCAGACUGCUGACAAAGUUACCAUGGUCAACGAAGUUGUUAUGAGCGACCCCGGUCACACAUCUCCCAUCAUCAACAACACCACUAACAUGGUCGACAAGGCGACCAUGACCGAUUUCGACAUUGAGGAGUCCGCUACCGACCUCACAUCUUCCGCCGAGAAGCCAGAAGAUGAAAUCGCCAUCACAAUUCUCUCACUGGAGCAGAUGCAACCUUUGGGCGAGUUCCGCAACCUGCGGGUACUGAAGCUAACUGGUAUGAUGAAGUCAUACCAGCCCAUCAUCUGGCAGACUGUGUGGGUGAACCCCCAACUGACCACCCUGGAACUGGAGAUGGCAGUUGGCUUGGAGAUUAACAGACCACUUGGCUCAAGUGGAUGGAAGGAAAUCAAGAAGGGAUGGGUAAUGAGCGUCAAGUCCUGUGCCCCGCCCGUGUACUAUGGUUACAGAGGCGACGGAGAGAUCUGGCACCGAAUCGGGCUCCGGUUUCCCCGUCCCCCCUACCUCCCGGUCAAGCGUCUCACCUUGACCGGCUUCGCUGUGGACGGAGACCCCUUCGGAAUGUGGCUCCGGAACCUCGAAGAGGUUCACUUCAAGAAGGACUGCAUCGACUGCGGUUUCUGGCUGUCUCGCGCCCAGCGAGACGUUCGAGUUCGUCACUCGAACGAGUACGGAGUGGCCCGGGGUGCAGACGGGCCCUCCGAGGCCGGCUCCGUCGUGGAGCUUGGAGAGGAGGAGCUGGCCGAGCUCACCACCGCGGUGAGAGGCCUGGGGGCCUCGAGGAUGUGA